This is a messenger RNA of Vitrella brassicaformis, 1156 nucleotides long. Lineage: Eukaryota; Vitrellaceae. The record is from the annotation of a GenBank genome assembly.
UCAAAUGUCAACAGUGGCCUCGCUGGACGUCGUCGAGGAUGGCCAUGUGCUUAAUCUGACCAUCACACACACACACACACACUCACAGAUUCAUACUGCAUAUUCACCAGGCCAAUGCGUUGGGAAGGGUACCUGAGUGAGCUGAAGGUGGGAAUGCGGUCCAUGGGCAGCGACUUGAGCUGCACAGAGAGCUGACACACACACACACACACAGAAAGAGAGAGAGAGAGAGAGAUGGAUGAUCCCCGAUGUGGCCUGACCCGACGCGACCACAGGCAGAAUAAUGAGCACGUGAUUGUCUGUGUAUGCCUUCGCUUUCCACACACGCAUACCAGUGCGUCCCUAUUGCCGCUUAUAGCCAUGCCCUUGACGAGGUAGGUUCUGACGCCGCUCUCAAUGCCCAGCGGCAGCACACGCGGGGGCUCCGUCUUGACGAGCUGCACCACCUCAGCCUCAUUGAUCACCUGACCCUCCGUCAGCACAAACACCUGCCUGCAACGAGCACAAGGCGUAGAUGCAUCCCAUCUCGCAUCUCACGCAUGGCUGCAGCAGUUAUCCUAAUGCAUGGCGCACAUACCCCGCCGGGAGGAUGCGGUAAAGGCAGCACAGGGCCGUCACCAAUGGUAUCAUGGGUAUCAUCGGUGGUAGGGGGAUGGAUUGCAGAUGCUGGUCUCGAGUAGACCGUCGUCACUUGUGAGCGAAAAAGCGAAAACAGCCAACAAAGAAGCGGGGUUUGCUAUUUUUUCGUGUGUUUUGGCGAGAGCUGACCCGACCGUCCCUCAGCACGAACACACGGCUGCAAUCCACACACACACACACACACACACACGAGAGAGAGAGAGAGAGAGAGGAAGAGAUGGAUCUAGAGGUGUGCGUGGAAGGGGCACUCACCGUGCGUUUCCCUUAGCGGGCGUCAUGCUCAUGAAGGGGAUCUCGGUGCCGCCCAUGUCGUCAUCGACCGUCGACACGAAUGCCAGCGCCUCGGCAACAGUGGCCUCGCUGGACUUGACCGAGGAUGGCCAUGUGCUUAAUCUGACCAUCACACACACACACACACACUCACAGAUUCAUACUGCAUAUUCACCAGGCCAAUGCGUUGGGAAGGGUACCUGAGUGAGCUGAAGUUGAAGAAGCGGUCCAUGGCCAUGGCCUUCAU